AUUAUAAGAAUCACCAUCGAUUCGAACGAUCGCUGCACGGUCACGCAGCACGAUCGCAUUUAUUUUUGUUUUCCUUGGUUUCCGUGGUUUUUCUUCACUUAAAACUUACCGCAAACCGAGAAGCAACAGCCUCGCAGCACGGAAAAUCUCAGCAAAGAAACGGCCACGAUGCUUUGAUCAGUCCAUCGAUCGGAUCCUCCAAACAAGGAGCGGCUAAUUCGCGGAGCUCCCAUUAAAAUUCACCAAAGGCAGCUGCUUAAUGUUUUUUAUAAGAGGAUAAUUACAUAGUUUAGCUCUCCACGCACGCCCCGCGCACAAUGCAAAUAAAGCACCUGAAACCCGCGAUCUUGUACCUAUGGGUGAUCCUGCCCCUUCUUUUUGUGAGCGAAACAGACGCCAGUGCGACGAAGCUGGAUGUGGAGCUGGAGGCCAUCAAUGGCACGCUCAACUACCGGCUGUACGCCAAGAAGGGCAAGGACGAUAAGCCCUGGUUUGACGGCCUGGACAGCUCGCACAUUCAGUGCGUGCGACGAGCGCCCUGCUACAGCACUUCCAAUGCCACCAAUACCUGCUUCGGCUCCAAGUUGCCCUACGACCAGAGCAGUCUCUACUUGACCGAUUUCCACACCGAGAAGGAGCUGAACGAGAAGCUCAAUGAUUACUAUGCCCUCAGGCAUGUGCCCAAGUGCUGGGCGGCCAUACAGCCCUUUUUGUGCGCCGUCUUCAAGCCCAAAUGUGAGACAAUCAACGGCCAGGAAAUGGUCUACCUGCCUUCCUACGAAAUGUGCCGGAUUACCUUGGAACCGUGUCGCAUACUGUACAACACGACGUUUUUCCCAAAAUUCCUGCGCUGCAACGAGACGCUCUUUCCCAUGAAAUGCACGAACGGAGCGCGUGGCAUGAAAUUUAAUGUUACGGGCCAGUGUCUGAGUCCAUUGGUGUCCACGGACACCGCAGCCAGCUAUUAUCCCGGCAUCGAGGGCUGCGGCGUUAGGUGCAAGGAUCCGUUGUACACGGACGAUGAGCACCGGCAGAUCCACAAGCUGAUCGGCUGGGCGGGGAGCCUGUGCCUGCUCUCGAAUCUCUUUGUGGUGGCCACGUUCUUCAUUGACUGGCAGAACGCCAACAAGUAUCCGGCUGUGAUAGUGUUUUACAUAAAUCUGUGCUUCCUGAUCGCCUGCGUAGGAUGGCUGCUGCAGUUCACAUCCGGUUCGCGGGAGGACAUAGUGUGCCGCAAGGAUGGCACACUGCGUCACUCGGAGCCCACGGCCGGGGAGAACCUCUCGUGCAUUGUGAUCUUUGUGCUGGUGUACUACUUCCUCACCGCCGGCAUGGUCUGGUUCGUCUUCCUCACUUACGCCUGGCACUGGCGGGCCAUGGGCCAUGUCCAGGAUCGCAUCGAUAAGAAGGGCUCGUACUUCCAUUUGGUGGCCUGGUCCCUGCCCCUGGUGCUCACCAUCACGACGAUGGCGUUCAGCGAGGUGGAUGGCAACAGCAUCGUGGGCAUCUGCUUUGUGGGCUACCUCAAUCACCCGAUGCGGGCGGGCCUGCUGCUGGGUCCGCUUUGCGGGGUGAUCCUCAUCGGCGGCUACUUCAUCACGCGCGGCAUGGUGAUGCUCUUCGGGCUGAAGCACUUUGCCAACGACAUAAAGUCGACUUCGGCCAGCAACAAGAUCCACUUGAUCAUCAUGCGAAUGGGUGUUUGUGCCCUGCUCACCCUGGUCUUUAUCCUGGUGGCCAUUGCCUGCCAUGUCACGGAGUUUCGGCACGCCGAAGCCUGGGCCCAGAGCUUCAGGCAGUUUAUAAUUUGCCAAAUCUCUUCGGUUUUCGAGGAGAAGAGCUCGUGUCGCCUGGAGCAUCGACCCAGUGUGGGCGUCCUGCAGCUGCAUCUGCUGUGCCUCUUCAGCUCCGGCAUUGUCAUGUCCACCUGGUGCUGGACACCGUCCUCCAUUGAGACCUGGAAGCGGUAUAUCCGAAAAAAAUGCGGCAAGGAGGUGAUCGAAGAGGUGAAAAUGCCCAAACACAAGGUAAUUGCCCAGACGUGGGCCAAGCGCAAGGACUUUGAGGACAAGGGCCGGCUCUCCAUAACGCUGUACAACACCCACACGGACCCGGUGGGCCUCAACUUUGAUGUGAACGAUCUGAACUCCUCGGAAACGAACGACAUCUCCUCCACGUGGGCCGCCUACCUGCCGCAGUGCGUGAAACGACGCAUGGCCUUGACAGGAGCCGCGGCCGGGGGCGGAGGAACAGGUAAUUCGUCGAGCCACGGACCGCGCAAGAAUUCCCUGGACUCUGAGAUCAGUGUGAGUGUUCGUCAUGUCUCCGUGGAGUCGCGUCGCAAUUCGGUGGACUCUCAGGUGUCUGUGAAAAUCGCUGAAAUGAAAACCAAAGUGGCAUCCAGAUCAAGGGGAAAGCAUGGAGGCGGCGGCGGCGGCAACAAGAGAAGCCACCGAAGACGCGACUACAUAGCAGCGGCCACGGGCCGAAGCAGCCGCCGCAGGGAGAGCAGCACCUCAGUGGAGUCGCAGGUCAUUGCCCUGAAGAAGACCACCUACCCGAAUGCUAGUCACAAAGUGGGCCUCUUUGCCCAUCACAGUUCCAAAAAGCAGCAGCACGGCAGCUCCAUGAAGCGGCGGUCGGGGAACGCGGGCCUGGAUCCCUCCAUUCUAAACGAGUUUCUGCAGAAGAACGGUGACUUCAUCCUGCCCUUCCUCCAGAAUCAGGACAUGAGCUCCAGCUCCGAGGAAGAGAACUCCCGCGCUUCCCUCAAGAUACAGGAUCUCAAUGUGGUUGUGAAGCAGCAGCAGCAGGAGGAGGAAGACGACGAGGAGGAGCGGCUCAGUGAGGAUGGUGGCAUCCAGAUUGAGGAGCUGCCCAAUAGCAAGCAGGCCGUCUUGGAGAACUUCCUCAAGAACAUGAAGAAAUCAAACGAAUCCAACGGUCACUCCCGGCACUCGGCAAGGAGUCGUCAGUCCAGGAAAUCCCUCCGCAAGAGCCAGCCCAAAUCCACGGGUCUGGAGCUCGACUUCAAACGGGAUUAUGGACGGAAUUGCACGAAUAACGAUUCCCUCAGCUGCUCCUCCAUGGAACUGGACGUGGCCCUGGAUGUGGGCAGUCUGCUGAACAGCUCCUAUUCGGGCAUGUCCCUGGGGAAGCCGCAGAGCAGGAACAGCAAAACCAGCUGCGAUGUGGGCAUCCAGGCGAAUCCGUUCGAGCUGGUGCCCACCUACGGCGACGAGGAGCUGCAGCAGGCCAUGCGACUGCUGAAUGCGGCCAGCCGGCAGAGGAAUGAAGCGGCAGCCAACGAUGAUGGCGGCGGCACGGAGCUGCAGUCUUUGCUGGGUCUCUCCCAGCGGCAGCCGACGUUUAUGAGCGAGUCGGACAAGCUCAAAAUGCUGUUGCUGCCCUCGAAAUAACAAGACUUGA
Drosophila kikkawai is the source of this 3429-nucleotide messenger RNA. It is a transcript of the gene smo, whose product is annotated as smoothened, frizzled class receptor. Lineage: Eukaryota; Metazoa; Arthropoda; Insecta; Diptera; Drosophilidae. Gene Ontology annotation, cellular component: plasma membrane; dendrite; cilium. Gene Ontology annotation, biological process: smoothened signaling pathway; pattern specification process; central nervous system development. The record is from RefSeq and is a predicted model, not a curated record. Gene Ontology annotation, molecular function: patched binding; transmembrane signaling receptor activity.